CUCGCGGAACGCGCGCGAGCUUUAGUCGCACGAUCUCGUCCGGAGCGUCGGGCCGCUCCACGUCGCGCCUCCAAGCCUCGAUCGAUCGAUGGAUCGAUCGUGCCGCCGCGUCCCUCUUCCUGCCGCCCGAUCCUUCGAGAAGUCGACCGAUCGUCCGUUCAGUUUGUCGUCGAUCGUCGAUCGUUGAUCGAUCGGUAUCGAUCGUUGGCCGGUCUCGUCGAUUCGAAGGACAGAGGCGAAGCAGGAUCGUCGGUGAUACCUGUCCAGGUGAAAGUUUUCGAUCGAAAGCUCGAUCGUUUUCGUUCGUGGCCAUGCUCGUUCUCGUCGCGAGUUCCAUGGUGCAGGUGAACCGCGUGCGUGCUACCAUCCGGGCUUAUGUUCGAUCUCGUGGCUCCUGAGAGAUACCACGCGUUUACCGGAUCUCAGGGACCUGCAGAUAUCGUUUUCGAAUCGACUGAGACCCGAGUGAGAAAGGUGCGUACGCCGUGCUACCCAACGCAGAACGGACACGUUAUCGUGGUGAAACUGCCGAUCCGCCGUGAUUCGAAAUAACCGCUCGCGAGUCUAGUGCGUAUGAAAUCGUGGAAACCGAGCCGUGUGCAACGAUGUCGUCGAGUGGUGAAUUUUCGACUUUGUCCAGUGGCGAAGCUACCGGAACUGGCGACGAUUCGUUGCCCAGUUCCCGGGAGGCUACCGCGGAAGCUGCGAGUUCCGGAGCUGGAUUCAUGCCGUUGCGCGAGUUUCUCGACAGAUUCUCGUUACCGAGGGUGGUAAGGGUGGAAGGUGCCGGAGGAAGGCCGAUAUUAUUGUACAAACAGCAGCAACGAUCGCUGAGAGUCACGGCUACCCUGUUGAUGCAUCGUUACCGCCAUGACGUGAAGGUUGGGCCUGAGAUCGUGAUUCCAGAGGGAUAUCCUGGCUGGUUCUCCGUUGUGUCGAACAACAGUGGUACCGGAAGUGCCAGGGUGUACCGAAGAGUGGGAGCAUUAGUUCGUGCCGGUGUUCCGGCGUUUUUGCUUGCCAAACCUCUGAGAGCUUACACGCUGACACACUCGAAAAUGGAGAACGGUAACCUGAGGGCUCACUAUACAAAAACGACGGUACGCGCCGGGGAAGUUCUGCGACUGGCCGCGGUUUUCCAAGACACGCGGAGGGCACCGGUUUCCAGUGGUAUUUCCGGUGUCGUUAGUGGUGUCCCGGAGGGCAAGAGUUCAAGGUCGUCGGAACGAGAUCAGUACGCGCAAUGCCUGGAUUCUCACGGCCACGAGUUGUUCGCGCCGCUUUCCGCCAGAGGAGAAUUCUACGCGACUUGUCAAAGCGGAAGCCUCGACACCGGAAGCGACGCCGUGCUCUACAGGGUUCAUCAGCUUGCCAGAAGGGAUCUUCCCCUUAGGGUACGGCUGGUUGCCGGACCCUUGCCGAUACCACUGCCACGAGAUUACAGCGGCCUGAUGCAGCUGGAAGGUGCAACGAGGGGUCCCAUAGUAUUAGGAUGCGCGGUACCUCUAAUGCCCGAGAGGCCUGUACCGAAUUCCACGGUCCCCGAGCUACUUGAACUCGUUGCCACAGGGCCAACGGCGCCCCGAGUGAAAAGGGCGCGAUUAGGCUGCCCUUCCGAAGCACGGUUGCUGGCGUCGCCAAAGAUGCAACGGUUACUCUCGGCUUGCAGAAGAGCGCUCGACCAGAGAGCAACGGAACCACGCGUGGCGCCCCCGAAGCCGCCCUGCAGCGGCGGCCAAUUAAAAGAACUGCAUCUGAAGGAGAUCAAAUCCAAGCCAGAAGCGAAACCGAUUCUUCAGAGUCUAAAGGAGGGGCUGGAGCACAUUAAACGAACGACCAUCAGGGAUCGUAGCAACAGUCGAGCGAGUAGCAACAACCACAGCUUCCUCGACCGGAUCUCGAGGAUAGCUCAGGGUGGCAGAAGCAGGAAUCCAGCCAAGAAAUCGGCCUCGUUCACGUUCGCUGUUCGGCCGGAAAUCGGCAUGAGGUCCGAGAGAUACGCCAGCCUCGAGUCAGAAACGAAUCUACUGCAAGCAUCCCCAUCCUCGAGACAGCAAGUUCAACGAUCGGUUUCUACCAGUGUGUUGGAGGUUCAGACUCAACAGGACCUCGAUCCUCCGUAUUCCAAGGUCAGGGACAGUUUAACUCCAUUACCAUCAACGCCGCCAUCGAAGACAGAGGAGAUCUAUGCGGAGAUUUGCGAGCCUACGAACGUUAGUUCUCCGGAACAGAAACCUCCUCCUCCUCCGCCUCCAGGAGGGAAGAACGGGACCAGAGAGAAAGACAGAGGUUACGUAAAGCUGGCGUUGCCUCAAUCCGAAGUGUCCGAUUUGAACGCCGCUGACGAGGAGGAAGGAAUUUACAACACCGUCUGCUGAUCGUGAACGAGAUAUCGUGCGAUCGAGAAAAAGAAAUCGUGUAUGACGAGUGACUGAGAGACAUUUACGGUUCGACGCGACGGAAUGCAAUUUCUGGUGUCGAUGGUUCACGCUGCUCGAAAUAAUCGAGCGUUCGCUCGUACCGAAUCGAGAAAGGAAUUGCUUAACGUAGAAUUUCGAUAUCGGGAAGCGCUAAAGAGAAACGAGGUAGGUACAAAUAUCGAGAAAUAAUAAAAUACUUGUUUGAUUCUGACGACAUUCUAGGAUAUAACGAACGCGUAUCGGUUCAUCGAUCUAUCUGUAAUCUCUGGAUCGAUCUUAAAACUACUAAAUCGAAAGUCACUGUCGAGUCUCCGUUGCGUAAAAAAUGAAACUAAAAGAGGAAUAGCGGAGAGGAACAUCCUGCUAAUUAUAAUUUCCCCUCUGCGAGAUAAACAACCUGUUCUUGAACGGAACGAUCUUUCGAAAAGCUCGACUCGUAAACAGGAUCAGAGUCUCCGAUGCACCUGGUAAAAAUCGAUCAACGAUAGUGGCUAAACGACUGACAACAACCGGCAGGCGCAUCUCGAGAUUUUGAGUCACAACGUAACGCAUAAAAUUUCAAUUUCUACCGCGACCGAUGCCUAAAUCGAUCUCCAACGAGCCAAGCGAGUGACGUUCUAAUUGUAUCGAGCAGGUUGGAUCGCGAUUCGCGACGAAUCGUUAGGAUGGUCGCGCGGAUUCAAUCGCCAGGACUCGUCAACACAUUCAUUAACACACGGCGUACAUUAACCAUGGAUGCGCGUCGAGCGCAGUCGUUGGUAGUCCAUUGACGGGGAUAACGUGCCACUUCCUGGGUCGGACCGGAGAACCGUUGGGGCAGAAAUGCCGCUGCGGCGCACCGGCGGAAUUUACAACGCCAUUUGCCCAAGAAAUUAUCCUGCCGGCGUCUUUUUCUACCCUUUUUCCGCGGCGAGAGAGCGGCGGCGUCCUCCACGGGGAACCGGACGGAAGAUUUACAAGGCUGUUGACCGGGGAAAAUGAUCGCGUAAUUGCGGUCCCACGUGUGUGCAGCGGAUGUAGCGGGUCUCGUCGGGACGCCGCGCCACUUCCGGUACACCGAGGAAUCUGUGCUGUGACCGAUCGAUAUUAUUAGAAGCGACCGAUGACCCGUAUUCCACGAUCGACACGGUGUUUUGCGUGCGCGUCAUCGAUGAAAUUCGAUGAUUUCGUCGAUUGUGAUCCAUGCUUCGAUUCGAAACGGACUGCGGUGGAUGGUGCGAAAGAUAACAAAGUUACGGAAGAAAUAGUUCCUUCUUAUUUGGAUGCGUGCGGACGACUUAUCUUGCGACGUUUAUAUUUUAGAAACGAAUCGUUUUGAUGCUUGAAGAAGAGAAAGAGGAAGAGAGGCGUUGCGAACAUUUUUGUACAGUUGUUGGUAACGUUUCGGCGUAUGACGAUGGUUGCGACGACGACCAGCGUUUUGUACAUUUGUUGAUACUUUGCGUACUAGUUGCGAGCGCUCACCAGAAACGAUUUGUAAUUUUCUUACUGUAUAGUUAUUAUUUUAAAAUACACUGAUUUCCAGUUAA
Bombus pascuorum is the source of this 3949-nucleotide messenger RNA. RefSeq lists its product as uncharacterized. The transcript has 6 exons. Lineage: Eukaryota; Metazoa; Arthropoda; Insecta; Hymenoptera; Apidae. The coding region runs from base 606 to 2378 and encodes 590 amino acids. The record is from RefSeq and is a predicted model, not a curated record.